AUGUUGAAGUCGAUUGGACGACGUAUCCUAACUAUGGAUCAACUACUAACCUUACUAACAGAAGUUGAAGCAUGUCUCAAUACACGACCAUUGACUUACCAAGAAACUGAUUAUAAAAACACUUUGCAUUGUCUGCGCCCAAUCGAUUUUAUCCAGAACGAGAUAGACAUCACACUUCCACUCACAAAUUUCGAGGAAAGUCAAGAUGAUCCAUCUUAUUACCCAUCUAGUGAGGCAGCUCGCCUCAACACUCAUCUACAAACAAUUAGAGCAUUGCAAUCAUCCUGCGCUCUUUCCGAACGCUACUGGAAAAUAUGGAAGGACGCAUAUUUAACCGCCUUGCGAGAACAACAUCGACGUCACAUGAGCAAAAAAAGAGGAUGCAACCGUCAACCGACCAUUGGAACGGUUGUUCUUAUAAUUUACUCCUGCCAGAAAAGAAACAACUGGAAGUUAGGAAGGAUCACAAAAUUGGUGCAAAGUAGCGACGGUGAAAUAAGAGAAGCUGAAGUCUUCUGCGGAAAAAAACACCUUCAUACGUCGACCGGUAAACCAACUGGUCCCACUUGA
This is a messenger RNA of Necator americanus (New World hookworm), 570 nucleotides long. RefSeq lists its product as uncharacterized. The transcript has a single exon. Bases 1 to 570 code for a protein of 189 amino acids. The record is from RefSeq and is a predicted model, not a curated record. Lineage: Eukaryota; Metazoa; Nematoda; Chromadorea; Rhabditida; Ancylostomatidae.